AUAAGUAAACAAACAAAAAACGGCAAACUCUAAAAAUGAGUUGUACCAACCUGGCUUCCCAUUUUGGCCCUACCUUCAACAUAUCAUCAGAGAUAUAUAUAUUCGGAUCAUGAAUUUUCAUUUUCUUUAAUUUGCUUUUGCAACGCCUACAUUAAUCCUGUCGCAAUUAAAAGUUAAGGUGUAGGCGCAUAUAUGUAUGUGAAAUUCGUUGAUUCUCUUCUGCCUUACUUACGGCUGUCUGUGCUCAUUUGAGGAAGCCUACGAGCGAGGUUCGAUAAUUAAUCAUGUGUGACACUAUGUCUAUGUCGUCCGCACCUAUUACAGAUCAUCGACCUGUUAAAGGUCUUGAGAUGGAAUAUGUAGAGGAUGAUAAGAAAAAAAAGCUUGGCUCUUUAAAGAAGGUAGCAAUCAGUGCAUCUUCAAAGUUCAGGCAUUCCUUGCAAAUGAAGGGGAGAAGGCAUAGCAGGGUUGUGUCUGUUGCUAUUGAGGAUAACGUUGAUGCCCAAGAGUUGCAAGUAGUUGAUGCUUUUCGCCAAGCACUUAUCUUGGAAGAGCUAUUACCUGCAAAAUAUGAUGAUCACCAUACGAUGUUAAGAUUCUUGAGAGCAAGGAAAUUUGACAUUGAAAAAACAAAACAAAUGUGGGCAGAUAUGCUUCAGUGGAGGAGGGAGUUUGGUGCUGACACCAUCAUGGAGGAUUUUGAAUUCAAGGAGAGAGAUGAAGUUCAAAAAUACUACCCGCAAGGGCAUCACGGAGUUGAUAAGGAAGGGCGACCUGUUUACAUAGAAAAGUUGGGUCAGGUGGACUCUAACAAGCUGAUGCAAGUAACAACUAUGGAUCGCUAUCUUAAGUACCAUGUUAGAGAGUUUGAGAAGACAUUCGUUGUUAAGUUCCCUGCCUGUUCAAUCUCAGCAAAGAAGCACAUUGACCAAAGCACAACUAUCUUGGAUGUGCAAGGAGUGGGUCUCAAAAGUUUGAACAAAGCUGCAAGGGAUCUCAUCCAGCGUCUUCAGAAGAUUGAUGGUGACAACUAUCCUGAGUCCUUGAACAGUAUGUUCAUCAUCAAUGCUGGUUCUGGAUUUAGAAUGUUGUGGAACAGUAUUAAGUCGUUCCUUGAUCCUAAGACCACCUCCAAAAUCCAUGUCCUAGGUAACAAAUACCAGAGCAAGUUGCUUGAAAUCAUUGAUGCCAGUGAACUUCCAGAGUUCUUGGGUGGUACUUGUACCUGUGCAGACAAAGGUGGCUGUAUGCUUUCAGACAAGGGACCAUGGAAUGACAUUGAAAUCUUGAAGAUGGUUCAAAAUGGCGAAGGAAAAUGCAAGAGGAAAACCUUAUCUGGGAUUGAAGAGAAAACAAUCAUUCAAGAUGAAAUAGCAUGCCAAAAGGAACACGAUCCUUUCAACAAAGAAUCUGUGCAACUCGGCGCUGUUCCAGAAGUCGCCUUUGUCCCAGUGAUUGACAAGCAAGUUAAUGCAUCUUGGGAAAAAGCGGUACAAAAUAAUCAACUUGCAGCUUCUAAAGCUGCAGAUUGUUUCCCUAGCGAUGCUUCCAACACUUUUAACGGUUUUAGGAUUCCAUUUACUGGUGGAAUCAUUACCAUUCUUAUGGGAGUGAUAACCAUGCUCCGCAUGACACGGAAUAUGCCAAGGAAAGUCACUGAAGCCACCGCCUUGUAUGCUAACCCUCUAUAUUGUGAUGGCAACAUGAUGAAAGCACCUGCCAUUUCCAUGAAUGAUCAAAUGGCCCUGAUGAAGCGCAUGGCUGAACUCGAAGAGAAGGUGAAUGUCCUCUCUAUGAAACCUACCAUGCCACCUGAAAUGGAAGAAUUGCUGAAUAAUGCUCUUAACAGAGUCAACACCCUGGAACAAGAGUUGGAUAGUACCAAAAAGUCACUUGAUGAUGCCCUUGCUCGACAAGUGGAGCUUCAAGCUCACCUUGACAAAAAGAAAAAGAAGAAGAAAUUCUUCCGCUGGUAAGGUGAUAGCCAUAGGUAUCUAUUGCUAUUGCCGUGUGACCUCAAAUACUUGACAUUAGCAAACGUUGUAAAUUGUUGGUGGCGUUUCUCUAUUAUCAUCAGCCCCACCGGAUGCUAUUGCAUUCACCUCUGUAUAAUUUCUCCUCUAUUCGACUGAAGUCAUUCCUUUUCAAUUUGUGUGUAUAUAUGUAUAAAUACAGUGUGCCAUGCCAUCCCAUUGACAAUAUGUAAAUAAAAUUGUGUAUAUAUAAGUAAAUAAAAUUAUGUGUGGCAUCGUUCAACAAAAA
Glycine soja is the source of this 2262-nucleotide messenger RNA. RefSeq names its product phosphatidylinositol/phosphatidylcholine transfer protein SFH3-like. Bases 285 to 1976 code for a protein of 563 amino acids. The record is from RefSeq and is a predicted model, not a curated record. NCBI's taxonomy places the organism in Eukaryota, Viridiplantae, Streptophyta, Magnoliopsida, Fabales, Fabaceae. The transcript is spliced from 15 exons.